UGCUGCUCGACAUGGCGCAGGAAAGGCUCAGAAGCUGGACAGAGGUCGACACGACUUGGUCGACCUUGUCGCGAUCGAUUGUCGACUGUCGGCUCGCUGCUCUCGAUUGUGACCGGCUCAGCAUGGAUCUGAACGUCAGAGACACCGUCAUCUUCUUCGGCGUCGUCGGCGUCGCACUCUCCAUAGCCAAAGGCAUCUCAGGACCUCCUCAUUUCCGCGACAGGCUUGCCGUCAUCCCCGAAGCUGUGAGCGGACUAGACAAUGCGUUCUAUGACAAUCACGACUGGGACACGCCGGAGCAUCCCCUGCUCAAACUCAAUGCAGCCAGACUGCCUUACUUUGCUCAAAAGCUAGAGCGACAUCUUGCCACAGAUCAGCCAGCCAAGAUCCUCGACGUAGGCUGUGGUGGCGGAAUCCUCACCGAAGCGCUUGCACGUCACAAAUCACCGUCAUGGCACUUUACAGGUGUAGAUAUCAGUGCACAAUCUAUAGAUGCAGCGAAGAAGCAUGCAAGCAAGGAAGACGUCGCCAAUGUCGACUAUCGCGUCAGUUCGGCUUUCACACUGCCUUUCGAGGACGCGAGCUUCGAUGCCGUCAUCUCGUCCGACGUCAUCGAGCAUAUUCAUGAUCUGCGAAAGUACGCAUCUGAGGUCACUCGAGUGCUUCGACCGGGCGGGAUCUUCGUUUUCGACACGAUCAAUCGAACGUGGCAAGCCCAUCUGUUCGCCAUCGUACUCGCGCAACAGAUCUUGCGAAUCAUACCGCCCAAUGCACACAGCUCGGCCAUGUUCGUCAAACCAGACGAGAUACGCUAUCUGCUCGGAUCUCACCAGCUAGACGUUGCUCCCGAAUCAGAACGAGUGGGAAUGUAUCCCACCCUUCGUCCCGGUAGAUUCCUAGAAACUCUAUACGGUUCCAUGCGAAAGAGAGGGGUGCAACAGACUGCAGUGGCAUACUACAAUGGCGAUAUCUCGCCCGUACUGAUCGGACCAUUCAAGCAAACAGAGAGUUACAAGGAGGAAUCGUAUGCGUGGUAUGCUGUCAAACGAGCCUGAGAAUGCACGCGCUUGCUAGACUUGGGCGCCCCAUCUCUGGAGCUCCGAUCGAAGUUUGCUCACUCGUUUGACGGUCUCUUUAGGGUCUGAGGAUUGAAGUUUGGCCAGAUCUGUCCAGAGACCGAGCGCCAGCCUCGGAUCGAUGCCCGAGUUGGAUAAUAUCCUGAGAGAGACGGCAUCCGCUUCCACUUCUCGAUGAAACGAAGCACAUCGUUCGCAGACUUCAGAGAUCAUACACUCUCGGACGGCAGACCGAUCGGAUUCUGAUCUUGCAGCAUUGACUCC
Messenger RNA from Mixia osmundae IAM 14324, 1340 nucleotides. RefSeq lists its product as uncharacterized. Bases 12 to 1055 code for a protein of 347 amino acids. Gene Ontology annotation, molecular function: 2-methoxy-6-polyprenyl-1,4-benzoquinol methyltransferase activity. Lineage: Eukaryota; Fungi; Basidiomycota; Mixiomycetes; Mixiales; Mixiaceae. Gene Ontology annotation, biological process: ubiquinone biosynthetic process. The record is from RefSeq and is a predicted model, not a curated record. The transcript is spliced from 5 exons.